This is a messenger RNA of Rotaria sp. Silwood1, 5525 nucleotides long. The record is from the annotation of a GenBank genome assembly. Lineage: Eukaryota; Metazoa; Rotifera; Eurotatoria; Philodinida; Philodinidae.
AUGCCCAAACAUCUAUUUUUAACAUCGAAACGAUUUGGCUAUUUUCCAUCACCACCAAAUAAUCUUUCGCUUGAAGUUAUUUCUGAAGAAAACCAAAAACGUACUAUCAUCCAAAAGAUCGAUGAUAUUUCAGCUCCCUAUUGUAAUCGUGGUAUUGUUGUACUUAAUACUUUUAAUACAACACCAGUAUGUCUUUGUGCACCUAGUUAUUUUGGUUCUCGAUGUCAAUGGCAAAAUCAACGUAUUAGUUUGACUCUUCAAUUUCUUUGGCGUUACAUUGCAUCAACUGAUGUUUUGUUUCAAGUGAUUAUUAUGCUUAUUGACCAAAAUGGAUCUAUCGCACCAAAUUAUGAACAAAUUACCUAUGUACCUUCACGCGAUUGUAACACAAAAUCCAAUAUCUAUUUGCUUUAUCCAGAUAGACCGAAAAAUUUAUCACAUAAUUAUUCAAUUCGGAUUGACAUUUUCGAAAAAAUUAACUUAAUCUAUUGGGUUAGUUGGUAUCUACCAGUACCGUUCUCAUUUUUACCUGUCAAUCGAAUCUCAAACAAAAUAAUUAUAUCUAAUAAACAAGAAACAGUAUCAUGUUCGCUCUCAUGUGGACAACACGGUCAAUGUAUGAACUACGCAAAUAAUAAAUCAUUAAUAUUUUGUCGAUGCAAUCAAGGAUAUUCUGGCGCACGAUGUGAGAUGUCACAUAAAUGUAAUUGUUCAAACGAUUCAUUUUGUCUUUCGCCAUUUAUAUGUGUAUGCCCAUUGCAUAAAUUUGGUUCUCAUUGUUAUAUAAAACGGUCAAUAUGCAAAUUAUCAAAUAAUCCUUGUCGAAACAACGGAGUCUGUAUACCAACUGAUGAUCGUAUUAAUUUAACAGGAUUUACUUGCUUCUGUCGGCAAGGUUAUUCAGGCCCAACAUGCGAAAAUACAAAUAAUCGAAUUGAUAUCUAUUUACCCGACGCAAUAAUAGAACAAAAUAAGUUGGUAUUGAUACAUUUUAUUGCAGCAUUUGAAUAUGCUGAACAUGAACGUACAACUCUUUUUAAAAAGAUCCCUUAUAACCAGUAUGAUAUAACAGUUGACAUGCCGCAACCAUUUAAUAUUCUUUUUGUUGAAAUGUCAAAUAAGAAAUAUUAUUUAGGAAUACUUCGAGAAAGAUUUAUAGUUUCUGAACACAUCAAAACUACAAUGCAACAAAAUCAACAUUGUUUAUCGAUUUCAAUGCUUCUUAACAGUACCGUAGUGAAUUCGGCAUAUCUCCAUCGAACUAAAUAUUAUCCAAUAGUAUGUCGGCAACAUCGGAAUUUGACGUGUUUUUAUGAUGCUGAUCUUUUCUGUAUAUGUGAUCUCGAUCGAUUUUCCAAUUGUUUUUUCUUUAAUCAUACAAUGAACUAUGACUGUAAAGGUUAUAACUAUUGUGAAAAUGGUGGCCGCUGCUUUCAAAAUAAUGAAACAUGUCCAACAAAAUUCAUAUGUGUGUGUGCCAAGAUUGUUAUUAUGGAACAAAAUGUCAAUAUUCAACAAAAGGCUUUCUUUUAUCACUUGAUUAUAUCCUUGGUUAUCACAUUAAACCACAUAUAUCAUUUAAUCGACAACCAUUAAUUGUUAAAUUAAGUACAGCUUUGAUAACUGUCAUGUUUAGUAUUGGAUUAAUCAAUGGAGUUUUAUCAAUAAUAACAUUUCGCAUCAAGACAACACAAGAUGUAGGCUGUGGAUUCUAUCUAUUAGUUUCUUCAUGCAUUUCUAUGAUUAUAGCAAUUUUAUUAGUCACAAAAUUUUUGCAAUUAGUGUUAUCGCAAAUGUCCAUUAUUACAAAUCGAUUACUGCUGAAUUUAAAUUGUUUAUUAUUAGACAUGACUCUGCGAGUUUUUUUAGCUACUAAUGAUUGGCUAGAUGCAUGUGUUUUUGUGGAACGGAUAUUUACUAUUAUGAAAGGUGCAAAAUUCAGUAAAACGAAAAGUAAACGAAUAGCUAAAUGGGUAGUAUUGAGUGUCAUUCUGUUAACCACUAUCACGCAUCUUCAUAUUCCUUUGCAUCAUCGUUUAGUUGACGAUGUUGAUGAUGAAGAACAACGGACAUGGUGCUUGGUUCAAUACUCGACUUCAGUCAACAUUUUAAGUUCAUUUAUUACUCUGACUCAUUUUUUAAUUCCAUUUGCAAUUAAUUCAUUGUCGAUGUUGUUCAUUAAUAUAUACACAGCACGCUCCCGCUCAAUAUCACAGCCGAGAUUUUCAUUUCGAACACAUCUAAAACUGCAAUUCAAGCAAAAUAAGCACCAUCAAAUUGCAUCAUCUAUAUUAGUAUUAUUAGCAUUACCACGCUUUAUUAUCUCAUUUGCUACAGGAUGUAUGAAAUCACCACGAAGCUCAUGGGGAUAUAUUUUCAGUUAUUUGAUUCCGUUUUUACCGUCCAUGAUGACAUUUCCGGUAUAUAUUUUACCUUCAAAAACAUAUAAAGAUGCAUUUGUAGUUGCAACAAGAAGAAAACUGAAUCAAGUACGCAUGCGUAUUAAAAACUAGUAUUCUAAUGGUAACAUAACCUAUUUCAACUAUUGAUUAUAUGCAUACAUAGAGAAGACAUUUUCUUGAGCGAAUUCUAACACACUUCUAAUCAAUGAAAAAUAAAGCAACAGACUGAUUUGUUUCAACAUUAAAAGGUCUUUUUCUUUAUAAAUUGUGAUCUAUAUGUAGUUCUGCUUUUGUCAAACUCUAGAGCUUCUAUUGCGAUGUGCUUGAAAAAUGUACACAAAACUUCUAACUAUACGUCAGUAAAAUAGGAUCUAUUUUAUAUGACUACAAAAUAUUUUCGACUUCUUGGAAAAAAAACAAUAUCAUAUUAAAUAGCUGCUGAAACUCUAUGCAAAACAUUGUAUAGAAACAAUUUUGCACUACAGAUAUUUAUCAAGUCUAGUAUAAACGUGAUUGUGAAUAUGACUAUAAUACAAGUAGAUCUAAAACGGCAGAUCAUACAUAUUCAUAUCUCCGCGUUUUUUUGCUUGCCAAUCACAAUACUUUAACUGUUUUUACUGAAAAUUCUUCUAAUAUCGAUAAAACGUUCGAUAUCUGAAAAACAGGUGCUGGUCGCAGGUAAAUUUUAUUUGCUUAUUGUCAACACAAAUGGCUUACGGUAUUUGUUGCAAAUGUAACGCAUAUCUCAUUUUCAUUAGUGUUAGUAUUCAAGAAGUGCUGGUCUCGUUUAUCUGCAUGUUUUCUAUCUUCCAAUUGUCGUGUUUGCUGUGUGAUAAUAGAUUGAUGUUACUGUGAACUUGCUGUUUGAUAAAUGGUUCUCAGUAGUAUAGUUUGAUCAUUAUACAGGUUCUUAGAAUGUAACCACUCUGUCGGACUAUGAUAACCUCACUUUGCUGGCGAUCUUAAAAUUAUUUUCCUGGAAGGAAAUUUGCAGUUUGUGUUUGGUAGCUUUGGGAUCAAAUACAUUUAUAUAUACUGUAAAAGAAAACGUAGAAUAAUCAACGUUUGCUCGCUUCUUUUUAAUUAUAAACCACUGAAUAAUUUAUUCUUAUUAGAUCAAACCUUUGAAGAAUUCUUUGAUCAGAAGGUUUAUAAUCGCACAAGUUGAUUAAUGUGAGAAGCGUUAAUGAAAAUUUGCAAAAGAUUUUUAAUUCUUUUGCUGUAAGAGAUGCAAAAUGUAUGUGAGAUCAAAGCGAAGGCAAGCAGACAAAAAUUAAUGAUGAAAAAGUUUAUUUUUCUUAGCUGUCAAAUUUUGCUGAAUGAAGCCGUCAUACCAAUACAAGUCACGAUUUUCAUAAGGGCUCUGACAGGUUGAUGAAACUGAACAGCUGCCUUUAUGAACAUGAUGUUCAUCUCUAUUGUACACCAAUUACAACCAGAAAGGAUUCAAAAGUCCAAUCUAGUUCACGUUUUUUGUGCGUAUAUAUCGCAAUUUUAUUUUUUUAUCAAAUACUAGCAGAAGUACCCGGCGUUGCUCGGGUAAGUUAACACUUAAUAUACAGAACAAAUACUCAAUUGUGCUUGAGAAGGUCUGAACGCCCUAGUUAAUGGGCAGUAGAUAUACACAACUAUUACAUUUGCCCUCGUGCCGAUUUUGAUCUAAAUCCUCAGAUAUAUUCUGAAUCUCGAUUCUAUCUAAUCCCACCCUCAAAGAAUAUAGAAUAAUAGCACUGAAAGAUCGUUCUGAGGUGAGGAAUUCUUCGUUCUCAUAUGUGUAGAUCGAUAAGACCUUGAUAGAUCAUAUAAAUUUUGUUGACUUUCUAUAUUUCUAAAUACCUAUCGGAGUACACACUUCUCUGAAUCAGUUCUGAUCUCGAUCGGCUCUUAUCUCUCUUCGUGAGAGUUUCAGUCCCAAUCCCGUAGUGGCUUGAUUCGAUAGUUAGAGAGAAUCCAUUUGGAAGAUCAAAUUUCUAACAGACAUGCAAGGAAAGCUCGCUUCUAUCAAAAAACAACACAAAUACACAUAUUCUUGGUUUAGAACUUCACUUUUACAAUAUAAAUUGCUAUUAAAUAGGCGAGUUACGAUAGUAUAUCAUGCUUUGCACUGCUGAAAACAUAGUGAAUUAUGAAUGGUGCAAGGAAUGAUAGACAAAAAAGUCUUCCCGUGAGAGAUCUGUUAAGAACUUGAUCAUCAAAAUCUUUGACAAACAAAAUCUUGAUCCUAGUAGACCGCUUAUUCGAAACGCCCAUCGCAGAUGAUCUUCACGGUAUCAGUUUCUCUAAAACGUAUGUGGAUUUGGCAUGACUCACCCAAUUAAGGCACCGGUCGCCCAGUAAGGUAUCAUGCGCGACGGGUUUCCGAUUUCUAAUGUUCCUCUUGUGAUCAUUCAGUGACACUCAUUUGCCCCAAAACUCGGUGUCUGUUGGUUCUGCACUGAUCAUUAAGCUAUCGAAGUGAUUGGAUCACAGAUUCGAAUUUGCCACAUCUAAAAAACCUUGCCUCAUCAUUUUCCUGAUAGUAUAAGUGUUUGUUUGUUUUUUUAGGAGCUGUUCUUCUAUUGGUUUCCGAACAAUCGAUUAGACUUCGAGGCUAAUGAGCCCCAUAUUCGAAUUUGUCACGUCUAAAAACCUCUGCUUCAUCAUUUUCCUUAAAAAAUAAGUGUUUUCGUCUAUUUUUUAGGAGCUGAUGUUCUAUUGGUUUCCGCACAACCAUUCAGACUUCGAGGCGAAUGAACCUAGAUUGGAAUUUAUCAUGUCCAAAAACUCCAAUGUUGUCACUUUCCCAACAGUAUUUUAUGCUUUUGUCUGUUAUUUUAGGAACUGUGUUCCUAAUGGUUUCGGGACAACCAAUCAGAUUUUUAGGCACAUGGAUUUAGAUUCGAACUUAUCACGUCCAAAAAACCCCUUCCCCAUAAUUUUCUGAAAGUAUAAGCGUUUUCGUUUGUUUUCUUAAGAGCUGAGCUCCUAUUGGUUUCGGGCCCAACCAAUCAGGUUUUGAGGCAAAUGGACCCCAGAUUUGAAUUCACCAUCAUCGACAACCUUUGGUUCCAUGUUUCUGUGUGUUCACGAAGUGAUAUUCAAUAGUACUUCUAUAGUAGGGAAUACUGCAAUUUGAUUGGUUAG